Messenger RNA from Symbiodinium sp. CCMP2456, 6933 nucleotides. Lineage: Eukaryota; Dinophyceae; Suessiales; Symbiodiniaceae. The record is from the annotation of a GenBank genome assembly.
GCUGCGCAGCUGGAUCUGGUUGUAGACAGCACUGAGGCCGUGCAGGCAGUGGUGGAGACUACAUCUGGGGCAGUGCAGGCGGAGCUAACUCAGCAAGCACCGACGACACUGGACCUGGGUAGGCGAUCCCCAGCUGACCGAGGCGAUGUGUAUAGAGCUGCUGAUGCCGCACCUGGAGAAUUCGUGACUCCGAAAUCUGCGUCGACUCCGAAGAUGGUGGCGCAGUCUGCAUGGCUGGGCGGAGUGGAUCCGCCAAGGUGGCUGCAGAGACUCAGCAGCCUGUGGAAUGUACCGAGUCCGGGAGCAUAUCAAGUUGAGAUGGCCCCUAGCCCUUAUCCGGGUGUUUCGCCGCCGUACACGCCUCCGCCUCCUGGAGGGAGGCCUUUCAGGUUGGCUUCUCCGGGAAGACCAAGGGCGAUACCUCCAGCGCCGUCCCCUCCAUCGUCUUCGAGUGUACCUGCAGAAGCGAUUCAGGCGGAAGUACAGCGGCAACUUGGAGGAAUCCUGGCUCAGCUUAAGGAUUUCGGGGAGCGGAACGAGCAGUUACAGCUGGAGCUAGAUGACACCAGAGUUCAGCUUCGCAAGGCACAAGAGGAAAGGACGAUUAGGUACCAGAUGCAGUAUUUCACGGUCCUAAGGUACCACAGAGUGCUGGAUUACCUCAGGGUGACGAUCGUGGACAAUGUGGCAAUCAAGGGAGCAGUGAGCCAGCUGAAUCGAGGACAGACGCCUCCACCACCAGUGUCUGCUGAGGGUCAGGGCUCACCUGUGCUGGAUGCUUUGACUCGGGGAGUACAGCAGCUGCAGGAGCUGCAAGCUCAAGCCAUGUUCAAGGCAUCUACUACCUCAUCGCUGGAGACGGUUAAGCCUGGGACUAUAUCGCUGACUAUGAUGCCGGAUAUGAAAACCGGUGCAGAUUCGGCUCUGGCUUUUCAAGAUUGGCUUGAGGUUUCCUAUGCUACGAUGUGUGACAUCAGUGAGGGAAGCGCUGACUGGUGGAGUGAUGUGAUGGAGACUGUUGAGCAGGUGUAUGCUUCAUGGUUGGCAGCCUCUCCGCUGGAAAAGCUUUCGAUUGACUGUGAGAUCCUGGCCCCGGUGGUUGGAAAGGUGCAAAGCUGUGCAGAUGACGCCUCCAGCCCACGUUGGAGCAAGUACAAGCUUAUCAACGUCACCUGCAGGCAAAAGAUGCAGCUUCACGAGGACCUCAAGGUGACUUGUGCAGGUACUUCGCGAAAGCUUCUGGAUGCCGGCGAGGUGACAAGUGACGAGAUACAAGAGACACCAAAGGGCAGCGAGGAGGAGGUGACCAAAGCCCAAGCACUGGUUCAAGCCGCGCAGCAGGUGGUACAAGUCCAAGCAGAAGCGCGAGGUGAUAGCUCUCCAGAGAAGACAAAGCCGGAGGUGAAGAUGAUUAUCCUGAAGGACAUCAGGGUUUGUUCGCUGAAGGGAUCAACCACUGCCUUGGUGGACAGCGGAGCAACUCACAGUUUGAGGACUGCGCGGUCAGAGGCAGAGUGGGCGGAGGCGGAACUGAUCACGGUGCAGCUUGCGGGCAGUCACUUUCUGACGAUGCGGAUAACAAAGUCUGGUACAUUAUUGAUGCCACCUUCAAAGGACAAUAGACAGUGUGGUGGAAGCAGCGCUGGUCAGACGAUCGUUCCCAUGGGUCAGCUGAUACAGGUGCUCGGAUACAGUAUGUACUGGAGUCCCGCUGAGUGCUACCUGGAGGACCGUGACGGCCGUCGGAUUCCACUACAGACAGAAGGUGGAUGUCCACAGCUAUGUGAAUUGGAGGCGCUCACCAUGAUCGCGCGACUUGAGGAUCGCAAGCUGGAGGAGUUGAAGAACACUACGAUGUUGACCAAGGACAAAGUUCAGAUGUCAGCAGUGGCAAUGGAGAGGACGUGGGAUGUGUUCCUUCUUGACUACGUGACGAAUGGGACUUUUGAGUCAGGUCUUCGAUCUGUCCGUGAUGCACCCUUCUUUCGUGAUGUACCAGGGGAGUGUCUAUCCAAUUUGAUCCCACCUGCCGGUUUGUGGUCAGGAUGGUCAAUCAUGAAGCAGCUGGGCUUCUUUACGAGGGCUCAGCGGAGGAGGAUCUUGAAUGCCAAGCGGUGGGUGGUACACCUAUUUGCGGGUGCCGAAGGUCACUAUGAGAUCAUGAAGCUUGACCAAGGUGAUACAGUUGUGAUAGAGUUGGAUAUUGCAAGGUGCCAAGGGAUGGACUUACUGCGCUCAGAGACGUGGCGAAUGCUUAUGUGGGGCGCCAAGGAGGGGAAGAUUGAUGCGAUAAUUGGUGGACCACCGGAUCGGUCUCAUCAGCGAGCCCUUGGAGGAAGCAGAGAUGUCCGAGCACUAUCCUUGGUGUCGCGAAUAUAUGGCUCCAUGCUAUGGCGCAAGCUGGCAGGGAGGAGCAGCGUCGAGCUAGAGCAGCCGAGGUUCAGUUGGCCGAGGACGCCAGCAGAAGCCCUACCGGUCAUGGAGGAGUUGCAUCCUGGGAGGAAACUAGGUUGUGGCGGUCCUAUCAGAAACGAGAAGGUCUGCGGAUGGUAUCGUUCGAUCAAGGGGCAACGGGAGGACCAGCAAGGAUUGACGAAGAUGAUCCUCUACCAGAGUGUGGUGAAAAUGACAGUGUGUGGUCGUCUGGACCCGACUUCUAAAGGUACCACUGGACGAAACAUAAAGUACCUCCUCGUUGCAAAGUACGUUGUGCCCAAGGCCUAUGUGGAGCUGUUCUCAGGUCAGCAGCCCCCUCCGGACGAUGGAAUGCCAGAGAUCAAUGAGAGCAAAGACGAUAAGCGUUCCGAUAAGGAGAUGGAGGAGUUGUUUGGGGAUGAGGAGGUUCCUAAGGGCCCGGAGGAGACGAUUGACUUUGAUGUUGAGGUGGCAAAUAUUCCAGGUGAAUGUGACCCUGGUGGUGUGGACGAUGGGGACAUGGAUUACGAGCCGUCGAUCUACAACGAAGAGGAGGAUCGGGAAGUCGAUGACGAGUGUCCUGUACAGAAUACGGUAAUGGCGGAGGGAGAUUGCGAGGCCCCAGAGAUGACGUACCUUAUGUUUGCUACUGGGCUACCUAACAACCAGGCCAUGACCGUGAAGCGGGGCAUCCAGGCUGCGUGCGCCAUGCAGCGCUCAAGAGUGCUGGGUUGGAAGAGCUACUUGGCUGCGCCAUAUGGUUCCACUGUACAUCUACGAAGAAAGCCGUUUGACAAGUAUGGUCCGUUGAAGCGGGAGCAAACACUGGAGUCGAAAUGGCAUAGUGGACGCUAUGUUGGCCUUAGCACUAUACUUCAGAGAGGUCAUCUAGUGUACGUACCACAGGAGGGGGAGGAGAAGGAGAAGUUUUUCCAUACCCUACAUGUUCGGCCAAAUCUGGUGGAUCCUGGGGGACCUGACGUGGAGUUAAGAGCAGAUGAAAUACCAAGACCGAGGCGUCGAGUGUUGGGAAAAACAGACAUGGCGGAUGUGGAAAUGAAGGUCCUGAAGAAGGUCCCGGAGGAGGUGCACGAAAUCGCUACAGCGGGCGCGGAGGCCCUUCUACGCGACUGGGAUCACAAUCAGGCAUGCGACUUGGUUAAGCAGCUGGCUGGGACCAAGUUCUUUGCUGACAAGAAGUUUGGAGUAUAUCGACAUGGAGGAUCGGUGGGAUGGCUUGCGGGGAUUAUCGAGUACCCUGCGCUGACGAAGUUGCUGGUGAGAGUCAUUGUUGAGGUGAUCCCAGAUGCAGCGUUUACGUCUGUGCUGGUGUCAAACAAUACGCCAAAGCAAAUGCACAAGGACAUCAACAAUGACUAUAACACCAAGAACUAUGUCGUUCCGAUCUGCAUUCCAAGUCGUGGCGGUGACCUUUGGAUCGAGCUCAAGGAGGGAGAUGUAGUUCAUGGUCAAAUAGAGCAGCGCUGUGCUGGUGAAAAGCACCAGUAUGGACAACUUCGACCUCUACGUCAAGGUGAAGGUUUGGAAUUUGGCCCAAGGCGCUACCAUGAAGUCUCUGAAUGGGAAGGCGAUCGUAUCGUGGUCAUUGGUUAUACGCCGGACUGUCUGGGAAAAUUGUCACAAGAUGAUAUACAUUCCCUCCAUGAAUAUCAUUUCCCUGUUCCACUUUCUCAGCUACCAGAGUUCUAUGGUGACUUAAAGACAGAAGGGACAAAGCCCAGUGUUAACUCGAUGCAGGAUUCCAAUGGAAGUGGACAAGCUACUUCAUUACAUGAGCAAGAUGGAUGGAUAAUGUACCUGGACUUGGGACCUGGAAUGGUGAAGAUUGCAGAGGACAACGAGCCGGACGUGAUUCCAAGGGUCCAGAAAGCUGAGGUGGGCUAUACCAAGAAUAUCGAGCAAGUUCUACAGAAGCUUACAAGUCCGCUAGAAGUGGUCCACAACGUGAGCCCAGAUGAAGUUAUGUCUAACUUGGAGGCAUGGCGAGCGGCGAUUGUCAAGGAGGUGAAGGGUGUUGAGGUAGCAAUCGAGCGACUGUUGCCAGGGUCGGAUGCGAGAAAGAAGUGGGUGAAUGCACCGGGUGUCCAGCGACUCCCGAUGAAGUUCGUCUUUACCGUGAAGCCGAAUGAUGGAGCAGUACAAGAAGACAAGUCUACGUGGUACAAGAGAAAGGCCCGACUGGUGAUCUGUGGAAACAUGGCCCGUGCGGAGGAGACCUCCUUGUAUGCGGAGACAGCUCCAGCAGAAGCUGUACGAGCAGCGCUGGCCAUUGCCAGCCGCAACCAAUGGCUCAUUGCCAUACUUGAUGUGGUGGCCGCGUUCCUGAAAACGCCUUUGGGACGCCAGUCCACAGACCCAGUGGUGAUUGCGCAGCCGCCCAGAUUACUUGAGGCCCUGGGGCUAGCAGAGCGUUUCGAAUUAUGGGCUCUGGUGAGGGCUCUUUACGGACUCAGAGAGGCGCCGAGGCUGUGGACAACUUACAGGGACGCGACAAUGCAGACUAUGACGGCUCCGAGGGGGUUAAAGUGGAAGCAGGGCCGCGCUAUCACAUCAUGGUGGACACUGAGAGACAAGGAAGGUGCGGUACAAGCCAUCGUUGUUGUGUAUGUGGAUGAUUUUCUGCUAUGUGGUCCUCGCGAAGUGGUGCUAGAGCUGACCGAGAUCAUUCAGCAAGUUUGGGAUACGUCCGAGCUUACAGUGCUGGGACCUACAACAGCAGUGCGGUUUCUUGGGAUGGAGCUUCAUCGUGAGACGGAAACAAUGGGUGAGAUCACAGUGCACCAACAGGGAUUUAUUCAGGAGUUGGUAAGGACACAUGGCAUCAAGCCCACCAAUGUGAGCCGGGUGCCGAUAACCAAAGAGCUGGCUAUGAUCUCUGACCAGGAGGAGGGCAUCAGUGAGAGUGCAAUCAAGGAUGCUCAGCAGCUUACAGGAGAAGUGUUGUGGGUGGCGCAGCGGUCGAGGCCGGAUCUGGCAUACACCACAUCAAUGAUGGCGAGUAUGUGUACGCGAACUCCUUCUCAGGCAAUACAAACUGGGAUCAAGGCUAUUGGCUACCUUCUCAAGACCAUCAAGUACGGUUUGAAGGUGCGCUGGUCAGACGCAGGACUGGUGAUGUUCUGUGACGCGGCUUAUGCACCGCAAGGCGGGAGGUCGCAUGGCGGAUGGGUCGUUACGUUUGGAGGAGUUCCAAUAGUGUGGAGAAGUGGAAGGCAGCAGAUGAUUACCCUGUCUACCGCGGAAGCGGAGCUACUUUCGAUGAUAGAUGGGGCUAUUGCCAUGAAAGGAGUGGAAGCACUACUUCUUGAUGUUGGCGAAGUGGUGGAAACCAAGGAGAUAGCAUCGGACAGCAUGGCCGCCUUGAGUAUAUCAUCGGGUUCUACGUCAUGGAGAACUCGUCACCUACGUAUAAAAGCAGGGUGGUUGCAGGAACAAAUCACUCAUGGCCUUAUGCAUGCGCGGCACUGCCCUGGAGAGGUACAGCCAGCUGACUUACUUACCAAGGCCCUCAGCUACGCAAGGAUGACCUCUUUGUUGACUUUGUGGGGGGUCGGAGGUGAUGAUCGAGCUCCCGCCCCAGCAGUAGCAGUGGUCAAUGGGAGAUCAAGAUUGACGGUGGCAUUGGUGUGUUGUCUGUUGGUGUUAUCAGUACAAGCGUCAGAGGAUACAAGUUCUUCCUCCUCGCGGGGAUCUGGGAUCCAGGUGGAUAGUGACUUGAUUGGUGUGAUGAUGCUAUCCUUAAUGGGCUUGGGAGCUUUGUUGAUUUGGGAAGGACUAAAGUGGAUGUGUCUCGAGCUCUACCACGAGUAUACCCCGGGCGCAAGCAAGAGAAAGCUCAAGAAGUUGCGGAAACUACAAGCAGCGACUACAGAGGCGAUCGAGAGAGAGCUGGACAGGAUUCGUGGUGGUGAGCGGGAUGAACCUACAACGCAGGCCCAGUCUGGGUCUGAGGCAAUGCCAGAAGCAAGACCUUUGUCAUCGGCGACCUUACGGCUACGCGGAGCUACACGGGUACUGGAUAGGGAGUCAAGGCAUGCCAGCGACUUGGUCAGUGACGACCAAGGUCAUCCGAGCACACCAUGGACAGCGAUGUCUACGCCUACGAGUGAGCCGCCUCGAACACCAAGUCCGGGACUGCAGCCUACGAGAUCCUCACUUGAGUCGAGGGCAUCGAGACAAGCAGCAGUCGCUACUUGGGAUGAGAUCGCUCGCAUCAGCGAGGAUGUUUGCAGACUUAUGACUUGCGAAAGUUUACGCGAAGGCUUACGCACAGAAGCCCUGCCCGUGUCCGGGCUAAAAGAUGAUCAAGUAUGUCGACUUGGUGGACGUUUGGCAGAGCUUGCGCAUGCCAAUACAGGACCAACAGCUAAGCAGCUACGCUAUGUCCUAUGGCUGUGGCGUGAGAAAGAUAUGAGUGGGAGGCAUAAUCUUAAGUACUGCGAGGUCUGUGACCGUGCCCGAAUAUCAUCCCUCAUCGCGCAGUGGAUGAAGAGAUGA